AUGUCUCAUCCUGAAAACUUCAAUCAUUUGGCAUCAGUCUACCGUAAUCUGAAAGAUUCCUGUGCCGCAUCCGAACGGGUUCUAGAUAGUUCUGCGAAGUUACUGGAGCUGGACAUCAGAAGGCAGAAAAUUCGAGAAGCUUCACGAUUAUUGAAAAAUCCUCGACAGGAUUCGACGACAUGGAUCGCUCUUACAGAAAGCUUGAUGAUGGAGUUCACCACACCAGAAAGCAUAAAGAUCCUUGAAGACUCAAUGAAAAAGACCGAAGACGAUUACACUCUGGUAAACAAGCAAGUCAGAGACGAUCUUAAUGAUGCACUUAAAGCUAAGUCUUCAAAGGAUUUGGAAUCUCGAGGUUUCACUCUCAAACCGAUUAACAAAUAA
This is a messenger RNA of Cooperia oncophora, 384 nucleotides long. NCBI's taxonomy places the organism in Eukaryota, Metazoa, Nematoda, Chromadorea, Rhabditida, Trichostrongylidae. The record is from the annotation of a GenBank genome assembly.